GGAAAUCUUUCUUCUUUAUCAUCACUGCGCAUGACGAAUUCCCAAACUAGCCUCUCCCUUCCUCAACGCUUUCAGUCUGCCCUCACAUUAUGCGCCUGCGUACUACUAUCAGGGGCUCCAGAAUAGGGAGAAUCGGUGGGAGUUAGCAAGCUGUGUAAUGGCGGCCUCUGUGUUGCUGUCUGCGGAGAACACCGGACUUACUUUUGCGGUCGGCAAUUCUGGAACUGUAGGGGCUCCCGGGAAUGGAGUAGGGGUACCGGUUCCUGUACCUUGGAAUCGGUCACUGGACAGGGCAUUAGACGAAGCCUCGGCAACUGGUUGCCUCAACCUCAGCGGCAGGAAACUGAAGGAGUUCCCGAGGAGCGCCGCAAACCACGACCUCACAGACACAACUCGGGCCGACCUGUCCCGUAACCGUCUGCCAGAGCUGCCCGUGGAGGUGUGUAUGUUUGUCUCUUUGGAACACCUGCAGCUCUACCAGAACUGCCUGCGCUCGCUGCCUGAGAGUCUUCUCAAUCUCCAGGCCCUCACCUACCUGAACAUAAGUCGGAACCAGUUGUCGACCCUGCCCAGCCCGGUGUGCAGUCUGCCGUUGAAGGUCCUGAUCGCUUGUAACAACAAGCUGGUCUCCCUUCCCGAAGAGCUGGGCCAACUACGACAGCUCACAGAACUGGACGUGAGUUGUAAUGAUAUCCAGACACUCCCUCCUCAGGUUGGUCGACUGGACUCGCUGCGAGACCUCAACAUCCGCCGCAACCACCUGGCCCGCUUGCCCCCAGAGCUGGCUGCGUUGCCAUUGGUGCGUCUGGACUUUUCUUGUAACAAGGUGACAUCCAUCCCUGUGUGUUACCGCAACCUGCGUCACCUACAGAGCAUCGUGCUGGACAACAACCCCCUACAGAACCCACCCGCACAGAUUUGUAUAAAGGGGAUGAUCCAUAUAUUUAAGUAUCUGAACAAUGAGGCCAGCAAGACUACACCUGAGCUCCCAGACUACGACAGGAGACCCCUUGCCUUCGGAUCCUGUGUGGAGGAGCUGUACCCUGGCCGGCCGUACGGAGCGUUGGACUCUGGCUUCAACAGCGUGGACAGUGGAGACAAGAGAUGGUCAGGCAACGAGCCCACGGAUGAAUUGUCGGACCUGCCACUGCGUGUGGCAGAGAUCACCAAAGAACAGAGACAGCGGAGGGAGAGGGAGGAGCACAGGACGUCUGGCUCCCAUCCUGUUACCAACGGCACAUUAGAGGCAGAGCUGGAGCAGAUUGACUUUAUAGACAGUUGUACAGGAGAGGAGGAGGAGGCCCAGUUGUAUAGGAGAGGAGGAGGAGAAGUAGCAGAAACAAUCAGCCUCAGUUCCCAGUUCAUGGCUUACAUUGAGCGCCGUGUCACCAGAGAGGGCUCUCCAGUCAAGUCCAACUCCUCCAGAGACUCUAGGACAGACGACCCGAGGCGACACAAUUCUCUGCAGAACCGGACUGCCCAUGAUCCAGACUCUUCUGCCUCUCAUAAUCAGAGAGGGUCAGGGGCUGGGGUUGGUGCGGGUCCAAGCGGGGCACCGGGUGGGGGCAUGGAGCGCGUGCGGAGGAUGGCCCAGUUGGCCGCCCUGCGGUACGAGGAGGAGAGGCAGAAGUCACGCUCAGUGCAGCGGGACGCCGUCAUGACCUACGUCAAGCACAAAGCAUCUCAAAGCCCUACCAAGCUGAGUCCCACAGAGAACGAGAACACGUACCCCUCCAGGCGUUCUACCCACACGGACGACUCAGCCCUCUUCAUGUCUCUUUCCGGGUCUGGGAUGUCCAUAGAUAUCGUCCCCACGUGUCUACUGCAGCAGGGCGAGGAUCGCUGCUCCUCCCUGUCUCCCACGGCCCUCCAAUCACCUUCUUACCCCGGCCCUAUUGCCCCGCCCUCCUGCCAGGGGCCCGCCCAGCGGCCAGACAGCUUCUUGUUUCGCCUCAGCCAGAAGGAAGAGCAGAGGAGAGGUGAUGGUGCCGCCCCCAGGCCAGAGCCUGAAGAGGUGACCCCUACCCAGCCUCAAGGCCCCAUGGGAGAGGAGGCUGCUCUGGUGGAGCAACUGCGGAAGAACAUAGAGUCGCGUCUGAAAGUGUCCUUGCCCAGCGACCUGGGAGCAGCACUGACCGACGGGGUCGUCCUCUGCCAUCUGGCUAAUCAUGUGCGGCCGCGAUCCGUACCCAGCAUCCAUGUGCCCUCCCCUGCUGUGCCCAAACUGACGAUGGCCAAGUGUCGGCGGAAUGUGGAGAACUUUCUGGAGGCUUGUCGCAGGAUCGGGGUUCCACAGACCCAGCUGUGCCUGCCCCUCCACAUCCUGGAGGAGAGAGGGCUCCCCCUGGUGGCCGGGACGGUGCGUGCACUCCUGGAGCUGGCCCUGCCCAAAUACACAACCUCUCCUGCCACCACCACUAACCCACUGGCCAUGUAGGGCAGCAGAGUUCCACACUCACUCAUGGAUGGACAGACACAGGACCCACCCUCUCGCUCUCCGAAUGUACAUUAUAUGGCUUUCCCACUCAACCCCCCCCCGCCCCCUCAACCAUACAGGGUCACCCAGCCUUCCCAGACAGGUCUUCCCCAAUGAAGAGAUAUGAGGGAGCACGAGUAUGUCAAAGAAAGGGAUGACUGUCUCUUCCACUGUGUCCUCACACAGACUGCUUACGACUUGCAGCCUCUAAAGACUGACGGACGAACAGAUGAACAACCGAGAUUGUCCCAGACAAACGGUCAGUUGGACGGCGAGUAAGAGGGUUUUUUAUUUUCUAUUACUAGUCAUUCUCUCUCCAUCCUCCUCUUAUCUAUGUUCAGUAGGGGUUGUUUUAUUUUCUAUUAUUAUUAUUAUUUCAUAUUUUUCAUAUUCCUUUUACUUUCACAUGUUAGAUCCUUGCAUGUCAGAGGGGUUGGGUAGGUGUAUGGGGAAGGGUUAGGAGACUAGCAAGUUGUCGGUUGCCUAAGUAACCUUUAAGGUCAUGUGCUACAAAGAGCAACAAUAACGGUGGUGGUCUGUCGUCAUGGGAACAUUGAUGCUGCCAACACUUAAAAUGGCUGUUAUUAAAUGAACGUGUCUUUUUUUUUGUUAUGUGAUCAAAUCACGAGCUGGCUGAAUCUAAACCAAUGCUGGAUUAGAGAGGGAGAGGGCGCUCCUGGAAUCUCUACGCUUUAUACUUUCUCAAAAUGUGUACAAAACAUUACGAACACCUUCCUAAUAUUCAGUUGCACCCCUUUUUGCCCUUAGAACAGCCUCAAUUCGUCAGGGCCUGGACUCGACAAGGUGUCGAAAGCAUUCUACAGGGAUGCUGGCCCAUGUUGACUCCAAUGCUUCCCACAGUUGUCAAGUUGGCUGGAUGUCCUUUGGGUGGUAAACCAUUAUUGAUACACACUGGAAACUGUAGAGUGUAAAAAGCCCAGCAUAGUUGCAGUUCUUGACAUAAACCGGUGAGCCUGGCACCUACUACCAUACCCCGUUCAAAGGCACUUAAAUAUCUUCUUGCCCAUUCACCCUCUGAAUGGCACACAUACACAAUCCAUGUCUCAAUUGUCUUAAAACUCCUUCUUUAACCUGUCUCCUCGCCUUCAUCUACACUGAUUGAAGUGGAUUUAAUAAAGGAUCAGCUUUCACCUGGUCAGUUGGUCAUGGAAAAAGCAGGUUUUCUUAAUGUUUUGUACCCUCAGGGUCAUUAUACAGAAGUGGUGUAAACUGGGACAAAAAAAUAAAUCACAUUUGUAUCCUAUUUUCCCCCAACUUUCAGCACACGUCUUCCAACAUAUUUCAGGUAGACAUAUAUAUACUACUCACACACUUUGUUUGUAUUGCAUAUUUUAAAUAUUUAUCUGAAUUUACCUUACACCCCCCCCGAAAAAAAAAGCGUUAUUCCGAAACAUAGUGAAAAAGUUGCAAUAAAGGAAGAACCAUGCACAAUAGUGAUCAUUUUGAUUAACCUUCUAUUAUAGAUUCAUUGGAGAAAUAAUUUGCAAACAAAAUUGACAAAAUAACAGGCGUUUCGGUGGCACGGGUGUCAAUCAUAGACAUAAAUGGAGGACUCCGAAAGAUAUAACUCGUUUCAGUGUAGACAUUGCCAUAGAGGGCUUCCACUAUUUAAAAGUAGUCAACUGUGUGGGGAUUCCUAUGGGUUUGGCAGUGAUCAGCCAAUGAUCAGAGGGCUUCCUCAAAUUGGGUUUCCUAUUGUUUGUAAACCCACGAGUAAGGUAAUAUCCAGAAGCCAAGGCCAAGAUUUAUACCAGGACUUUGGUCCCAAGAUCCAGACCCAGUGAGUUGAGACCAUGACAAGUUAAAGACCGAAUGUGGUCUUGAGGGGGACUCAGUCAGGCUUUCAAUUUACUCCUAAAUGUUGUAUAAUGCACAAUGUUUGAGUGGGCACAUGGUGGUCCUCUGUAGCUCAGUUGGUAGAUCAUGGCGCAUGCAACUUUAAAUGAAGAUGGCCUCAAUGGCACUGCCGGUGCUGUCACAGACGCCAUAAUGGCGUAGUCAAAGAUGAAACCUCUAUCUCUCCAUGGUGUCAAUUGUUUCGGUUGUGACUUUUUCAGUUUGACUUAUUUUGAACAUCAAAUGAGGUUGGUGGCGCCUUAAUUUGGGAUUUGGGAGGACAGGCUUGUUGUCAUUGGCUGGAGCGGAAUACAUGGAAUGGUAUGAAACACAUGAUUUGUUACCAUUCCAUUUGCUCCGUUCCAGCCAUUAUUAUGAGCCGUCCUCCCCUCAGCAGCCUCCACUGGCUAACAUAUUGCUAGCUAUCUUUAAUUUCCACAGCCUUAUUCUAAAACAUACAAUAUUUUUUUCACCUCAUCAAUCUACACACAAUACCCCAUAUUAACCAAGAGGAAGCAGUUUUUUAAAUUAAUUAUCUUAUUUACAUAACUUUUCAGAUCUUUUGCUAUGAGACUCGAAAUUGAGCUCAGGUGCAUCCUGUUUCCAUUGAUCAUCCUUGAGAUGUUUCUACAACUUGAUUGGACAUGAUUUGGAAAGGCACACACCUGUCUAUAUAAGGUCCCACAGUUGACAGUGCAUGUUAAAGCAAAAACCAAACCAUGAGGUCGAAGAAAUUGUCCGUAGAGCUCCGAGACAGGAUUGUGUUGACUCACAGAUCUGGGGAAGAGUACCAAAAAAUGUCUGCAGCAUUGAAGGUCCCCAAAAACAUAGUGGCCUCCAUUAUUCUUAAGGGAGGUGACCAAGAACCCGAUGGUCAUUCUGACAGGGCUCCUGAGUUCCUCUGUGGAGAUGGGAGAACUUUCCAGAAGGACAACCAUCUCUGCAGCUCUCCACUGAUCAGGCCUUUAUGGUAGAGUGGCCAGACGUAAGCCAUUCCUCAGUAAAAGGCACAUGACAGCCCACUUUGAGUUUCCCGAAAUGCACCCAAAGGAUUCUCAGACCAUGAGAAACAAGAUUCUCUGCUCUGAUGAAACCAAGAUUGAACUCUUUAGUCUGAAUACCAAGCGUCACGUCUGGAGGAAACCUGGCACCGUCCCUACGGUGAAGCAUGGUGGUGGCAGCAUCAUGCUGUGGGUCUGUUUUUCAGUGGCAGGGACUGGGAGACUAGUCAGGAUCGAGGGAAAGAUGAACAGAGCAAAGUACAGAGAUCCUUGAUGAAAACCUGCUCCAGAGUGCUCAGGACCUCAGACUGGGGCCAAGGUUCACCUUCCAACAAGACAAUGACCCUAAGCACACAGCCAAGACAACACAGGACUGGCUUCAGGACACGUCUCUGAAUGUCCUUGAGGGGCCCAGCCAGAGCCCGGAAUCUCUGGAGAGACUUGAAAAUAGCUGUGCAGCGGCGCUCCCCAUCCAACCUGACAGAGCUUGAGAGGAUCUGCAGAGAAGAAUGGGAGAAACUCCCCAAAUACAUGUGUGCCAAGCUUGUAGAGUCAAGGUUGUAAUCGUGCUUCAACAAAGUACGAAAUAGAGGGCCUGAAUACUUAUGUAAAUAUGAUAUUUCCGUUUUUUUUUUAUACAUGUGCAAAAAUGUUUCAAAAAUAUAAAUAAAUAUAUCAUCAUAGGGUAUUGGGAUGAGGGAAAUAAACAAUUUAAUCCAUUUUAGAAUAAGCUGUAACAUAACAUAAUGUGGAAAAAGUCAAGGGGUCUGAAUACUUUCCGAAUGCACUGUAUGUACAUAUGUACAUCCCUGUAUGUACAUCCCAAAAGAGAACUUUACACAUUUCUUGAUAUAGGAGAUGUUCGGUACUGACACUAUUUAAAAAUAGAUGAAGAUUUACCAACUCAAAAAUUUGAUCUGAAAUGUUUCCAGAUAGACUACUCACCAUGUGGUCAUGCUGGAGAGGGGUGCAAUCCCAUCACCUGGUGAUAUUUGUAGGAGUUUCUUAAUGCACAGUCUUUUAUUGUGUAUGUAUAGUUAGUGACGUCAAUGUGGGACAGCAUUUUUUUUAUUUUUUAGAAAGAUGUUUAAAAAUCAACUGCUAAUUAGAUCAGUAUCUUUCAAUAUAAUAAUAAAACACCUCUCAGUAGAAAUAAGUGUAUAAACAAUUACUUUUUACUAUAUUAAUUUAACAAUAUAUUUGGUAUUGCCUUGGAUUGAAUUAGAACAUAUCGUGAUGUAUAUAGAUGUCCUAAGUUUGGAGACUUAACUUUAAAAUAUAUAUAUAUAUAUUAUAUAUAUAUAUAUAUAUAUUAUAUAUAUAUAUAUAUAGUUUUUUUCGGGGUGGGAUUGCAAUUUGCACCACUUGUGUAGAAUCACCCAUGUAUAAAGCUGUAAUUCAUGUGUUUUUCCACAAGGAGUUGUGUUCUCGUGUAGCUACAUGGAUUGGACGAUGUCCCUAAGUGCUGGGCCAGGGAAGUAAAAUAUUAAGUACUAUAAGAUAGAAAACAGGCCUCUUAAAGGGUUAGUGUUACGAGUGGGAUUGGUUCAAGCUGAUCCUCGACCAGUGUUUCCAGGCAACUUCUUCCUUGAGCACAGCUCAGUCAAGUCUCUAAUCAAAGGCGUGUGUAUGGGCAGGUUGACUGACAGCAUGACAUCAAGGCCUGCAACUUUGCAUUAGUAUCUGCUUUUAUCUUGCAGGUUCUGGGGCUAAACAUACACUACCUUUUUUAUUCUCUACGAACCACCUCAUCACUUUCACAGUUGAGUUCAACAUGGAGAGUUGAGACCGUAGACAAGUAGUAGUGAAUAUGACAUAGUGUCUCCCUCAUGCACAGAACUCAUCUUUUAUCACUACAUGUUGCUAAGCUUGUAUGACAUUCAAAUGGAUCUACAGAUUGAACUAUUGAUAGUGUUCAAGACACCUUUCCAAUUCUCAUGAUCAAGUUGUUUUUGGUGAAUUGUUCAACCACACCUUAUAGACACAAUGUGGCUCUUGCUACACACAGGUGUGCAUAUUGCUAAUUUGAUCUGGCAGCGGUUACAGUAAUCUGCCAGACCGGAACAGUAUUUAUUUGUCACUAGCGCUGUCCUUAGUGAAACCCCAUUGAGAAGGCCAUGUUCAUUAGGCACCAAACAGAAGAAAACACACUGAAACAGGAAUUACCUGUACUUGUCCAAUAAGAAACAUUGCAGUUCAGUUGCAUGCCCUAAUGAACAUGGCCCAGCUCUACUUAGAGCAGUGUUACCCACAGAAAGUCAGGUUAACGGACUGACUCUUAGUUCUGAGGCAGACACAACCUCUCGUUCCCAGGGAGGGGGAUGAGGGAGUGCUAGCCACAGAGCUGGCAAUAAUACUCUGGUGAAGACUGACCUGAGGACCACUGAUUGAUGGGAUCUUGUAGGCAGAUUCCCAGCCUCCCUUUUCAGAACUCUAUCUAAAAGAAAGUUAAAAUGGUAAAAACAUACCUCUAAUAUAUAUUUUUCCCUUCAAAAGCUAUGUAGGCUGCCUACAGAGAUGCACAUCCCUACAGUAAAAGCUACGUAGGCUGUCUACUUAGAUGCACAUCCCUAUAGUAAAGGCUACGUAGGCUGCCUACUUAGAUGCACAUCCCUACAGUAAAAGCUAUGUAGGCUGCCUACUUAGAUGCACAUCCCUAUAGUAAAGGCUACGUAGGCUGCCUACUUAGAUGCACAUCCCUAUAGUAAAGGCUACGUAGGCUGCCUACUUAGAUGCACAUCCCUACAGUAAAAGCUACAUAGGCUGCCUACUUAGAUGCACAUCCCUAUAGUAAAGGCUACGUAGGCUGCCUACUUAGAUGUACAUCCCUAUAGUAAAAGCUACGUAGGCUGCCUACUUAGAUGCACAUCCCUACAGUAAAAGCGAUGUAAACUGGGAAUCUGCCUACGUAGAUUCUGAAGUGAAAAAAUAUAUCAGCGGUAUGUUUUUACCAUUUUAACUUUGUUUUAGAUAGACUCAGAGUUCUCAAAAGGGAAGUUAAAGGUGAUUUUAAAUAUAUUAUAAAUGUUUUGUUUUGAUAUUUUCACCCUUACUGACUUUGGCUUUCUCUAGCAGGAAUCAUGUGCCCCUACUGCUGGGUCUGGACCCUGUGACAUAUGUACAGUAAAAUAGAUACAUUCCAUGUGUUUACAAGUAGGUACCACAUAAAGAGAGGACCUUCUUUCAUGACCGCAACAUGGGUCUUUUUAACUUUAAAUUUUUACACCGUUUGCUGAGAAAUUGUCCCUGAAAACAUGUACAAAAUUGAAUUAUUAUUUUCUGGAAUUAAUAUUUGGCAUUAAUAAAAGUGACCCAUAUCAGUC
Messenger RNA from Oncorhynchus nerka (sockeye salmon), 8657 nucleotides. RefSeq names its product DISP complex protein LRCH3. Gene Ontology annotation, molecular function: protein binding. The record is from RefSeq and is a predicted model, not a curated record. Lineage: Eukaryota; Metazoa; Chordata; Actinopteri; Salmoniformes; Salmonidae. The transcript has 21 exons. The coding region runs from base 158 to 2437 and encodes 759 amino acids.